AUGGGGCCCCCAGGCAAUAGGGGAUCAUGGGGCCCCUGUGUCCUUGCCCAAAUUCAAAAAAGCCUAUGAAAAAGUGCAUCCUGGGAUAUCUCAUACCUGCAAUACCUCUAAACAAUAGAAAGCUAAAGCUGAAUAAAAGCCUUUCAAAAGCUGCAGGUGCUGUAAGUGAGCGUUGUCAUCAGGGGCGGACUGACAACUCAUGGGGGCCCCCGGGCAAUAGGGGAUCAUGGGGCCCCUGUGCCCUUGCCCAAACUCAAAAAAGCCUAUGAAAAAGGUACCAGGGGCAUCUCAUGGGGCCCCCUACUGACCCCGGGCCCUCGGGCAGUGCCCGAGUUUCCAAAUGGUCAGUCCGCCCCUG
Molecule: messenger RNA, 358 nt
Organism: Staurois parvus
Lineage: Eukaryota; Metazoa; Chordata; Amphibia; Anura; Ranidae
Source: the annotation of a GenBank genome assembly